Messenger RNA from Micropterus dolomieu (smallmouth bass), 3461 nucleotides. Its product is annotated as transmembrane protein 164. Bases 746 to 1687 code for a protein of 313 amino acids. The transcript is spliced from 6 exons. NCBI's taxonomy places the organism in Eukaryota, Metazoa, Chordata, Actinopteri, Centrarchiformes, Centrarchidae. The record is from RefSeq and is a predicted model, not a curated record.
CUACUACUAUUAAAGUGCAUUUGACCGUUCCAUAAAAGUCGUAAAUACCAUCUGUGAAUAUCACUAUUUGAAUUAUACUCACGUUUACAAACUGAGGCGUAAAUGUAGAUGUGAGCACAUGCUUUUAACACUAUGCAUUCAGAGAGUGAUUAACGUUAAGCAGGAAAAUCAGCAAACAGCACUAACUAACCUCCUUUUACUCACUUUUUUUGUUUUUUUAUCCAGUUUUUGGUCCGUUUUUUGACACACCCCACUCAACAAGGGCCGCCGAACACAUCAUCUAUGCUGCCUGAGAGGCUAACCUCUGGGUACAUAAACACACUACCCCAUCGCUUCAGUUCAGCAAGGUAGCCUCUUCGAAGCUAAGCUAGCGACCUAUCCGGUGUGUGUGCUGUUGCUCCAACCUGCAGCAAACCGCUUCCUAGUUUGACGUGACACGUAACCAGCUUGCGGUCUUCGUAUAAUGCCGGUGCCUAUUUGAUUGUCCGCGCUAGCUAGCUUACUCUGUAACUGUGUGUGAGGGGCGUGAAAGAAGAGGAAGGCUUGCCACUGCCCACCAGCAGCAGCUGCUACGGGUAGUCUUGACUACGGCUGCCUCCUGCUGCUAACAUAGCUGAAGUUCCUCAUCUGUCUGUAGAUGAGGUAGUGUGGUGAUUUAGCUAGCUAAACACACCCCAAGGCGGUGGGUUCAUGUCUGCCUCUCAACCAAGAAACCAACUAUUACGAAAAGGAAAUCUUGCAGUUCAUGUUUCGCCAAGAAGUCGGUGUGACGUCUUUUAUUCCAUCUUGUUCAUAUCUUUUCCAACACGAGAAGAGGAAUAUGUCCAGGUAUAACAUAUACAGCCUGUUGGACUGGAUCUACGGCGGGGUGGAUCCGAAGUUCGAGGGCAACGGGGGGCCCGAGUGUGCCGCCUUCCUGGCGCCCCAGCAGCGCAUCAGCGAAAGUCUGGUCAUCGUCCUCGUCUCCCUAGUGGAGAUUUGCGUGGCGCUGAAGAAAAUAAACAUCUCCAAAGAGCUCAAAGUGGUCGCAAAGGACUGCACGAGGGCAAAGGAGGAUAGUCUGAUGAAGAACUUGUUGCUGGUUGCCCUUUGCAUGACUUUUGGAGUGGAGGUUGGGUUCAAAUUCGCGACCAAGACCGUGAUAUAUCUGCUGAACCCCUGCCAUGUGAUGACCAUGGUGCAGAUCUUCUUGCUGGCCUGCCCGCCAUGUAAAACAGCAAUGGUUGUAUUUAGGCUACAGGUCCACAUGUUGAACGGUGCGUUACUGGCUUUAAUGUUCCCUGUAGUCAACACUAGACUGCUUCCAUUUGAGAAGGAGAUCUACUACAUCCAGCACUCCAUGCUGUACCUGGUGCCUCUCUACCUUUUCAGGAAAGGAGGUGUGUACAAACCUGAACCUCUGGGGGACAUGUGGUGGGCGCUGCUUUCCAAUGGCAUCCUGUUCCUCUAUCACUUCCUCUUCCUGCAGGUCCUCGGCCUGGCAACUGAGGUCAACCUGAACAACAUGCUGUGCCCGGCCGUGUCCGAUCCCUUUUACGGGCCUUGGUACCGGGUGUGGGCUACGGGCCACCAGACCCUGCUGACCCUCAUGCACGGAAAAGUCCUCACGCUCCUCUCGCAACACACAGGCUACGUCUGCAGAUGCCUGCUGGACACACUCCGACUGCGCAGCAAGAAAGUUGACUGAAUGUCCUUGAGGAUGCACACAGACCUAGCCUUUCAUUCUAAAUGCCUGCUCCUGUCAUGGAGAUUUUUAUUUUUCAUCAACAUUUUAAUGCAUCUUUUAAGACUUACCAUCUGUUUUACUGAAACGUGAGCAUUUCAGGGCCACUGAAACAAUGUAACAUUCUUUUAGUGUUGUAGUUGGCUUGCAUACAUACUUGCAUGCACAAACAUAAUAGGCAUUUUUAAGGCUGUAGUUAACAUUGUGGAGUUAGCCUUUUUUUUUUUUGGAAUACAAUUUCCAAAAACAUGUAUGUGAAUUUGUGGACAAUUUCUCAAGAUGCCUUUAUGUAAAGUUUUAAGGACAGAAAAUAGGAGUCACAUAAAUGUCACUACUGGUCUGCAGUUGUUCCACUUUCAGUUUUUUAUGUGGUAGUUAUGCUAGAUCAUAUGUUAGUGGGUUAAAGCUGCCAUUUUAUUUGUCUCAAGUGUGUUUUGAAACAGGUUGUGAAUGUGAGCUGUAUUAGACGUUAUUGCUUGUUUAUAGUCUGAGACGUUUUGCUUGUCAUGUAUGUUCGCUUCUCUACAGAAGCCCUGAGAGGCAAGUGAGAAUAAUUUUUUUUCUGGUGAUCCAUUUUCGAUUAAAUAUUUUUUAUCUCCUGUUUUUAUGUUAUGUUUUUGAGUUCCUUUUUUUAAAAAAAACGUUAUGGCAGGUGAAAAGUUUUUAUUAUAAUACUCAUUUUGGCCACAAGAGGCUCAGCACUACCUGAUUUUUGAAAUACUACUAAAAUCAUCGUUUUCUUCCAGUUGUUGCGUCUAUUAAAAUACCUUUUUUUGUUAAAAGAAAGACAUGACCGUAAAGGUACAGUGUAAGUAUACUGUGUUUAGAGCGCAUGCAGAAAUUAAAACUCACAUGCAAGAAGGUGAUCAGCAGGCAAGGUGAGUCCAAAUGUAAGGAAUUUAGAAUGAUCUGUUCUUAAGCCAUAAACACAGAUGAAAAUUUCGAUCAGACUUACGAAAUAGGUCCCCAGAAUGUUUUUCUCUCACUUGCCUCUCGGGACUUCUAUACCUCUCAGUGUUGUCACGACUGAAAAUAGAAACUUAUUUAUGGCGCCCCCACUUUACUACACAUGUACAGGGUAUGGAAGCAUUCUUGUAAGUGGCCUCUUUUGUGAUUCUGUCUCCAGCACGUUCAGAUCAUUCCAGUUGUGAUAAUCGGGGGACAUGAGGAUGUAGCGCUGAGAUUCAAAGUGACAAACUUAUGGAUCUACACUGGGAUAUUAUUACCUCUGCCAAGGAGGUUAUGUUAUUGUCUGUUAUUUUAUUGUGAUAUUGGACCACAUUCAGUGAGGCAUAAACUUAAGUGUGUCAUUGGGAUGAAUGUGAUGUUUGCCAAGAUAGAGUAAAUCUUGGCAAAAUAUGUAUCUGGCCUCAAACCAUGCAUCAUGACACUUGAAUAGAAUUUCUUGCUUGAUCCUCAAAUUAAUCUUACAAGGCAUCCUAAAUUUACUCCACCAUUACAACUGUAAUGAGACUCAUUUUUGUAAAAAAAAACUCCACGUGAUGAUCUGCAUGAAGUCACUUUGGGUCAUUUACUGACUACCUAUUCGAAAAGCAAGCUAGCUAAUUAAAUUAAAAUUGGAAUAUGUCAUGGUAUACCAUUUCAAGUGUUAGGGGUGUGUGUUUUACUGUAGCAUAUACUGUACUUCACUGUAAAGAAGGGAUAAAACAAACUUUUGUAUUUCUAUGGGUUCGAGUGUAUGUGCUGUAUUGACAAUAAAAAAAAUGAUUUUAGUUGA